AUGCUUCUAAAGCGGUUGUUUUUAUCAUACCCAAAAGCAGUGAAUCGAUUACAUCAAAUUACACAUGGUGGUAAUAAUGCAAGCCCCAAUUUCAAUAUUGUCCCAUUCGAUGCCAUUCUUAAACAACGAGAUUUCAGCACGGAUAUCACUCACGCAACCGAAGAUGGACAAAAGCCGGUAACAGUUUCUCUGUACCAGAUGAAAAAAAUCAUCAAAGGUUCUAGUUCAGCGCUGGGCGAUUGCAUUGAGGGUGCCACAUGCAUUCAAACGAUUUGCCCUGUCUGCCACAUUAUUCCGGGCGGUUCAGAUUCCAAGUCACCGGAGAAAAGCAUUACAGACGGUAUCCGAAACCGGAUAUUCGUAAACAAGACGACAGGCAACUUCACGUGUUCUUCUUGUCAGUAUCAGGGUCGGUGGGACCAUAUCGAAAAGUUUUUCCUGCCCUACAGCCGUUCGCCGAAAACGGUGCAGGAGCUAAGAAAACUUAGAGAUGCAUUUUUGGAGCUUAAAAAAGAGCAAAUGGGGGCCGCGUAUCCAAUGCCAGGAGAUAUCGUUGCACUGGAUACAAUAGAAAACGCUCUUAAUGCAAUACGGCAGCUUCAACUGGAGAACAUCUUUCCCGAGACGCUGAUAGCUGUGAAAGCAUGUUGGCAUGAAGGAAAGAAGGAACUCUUCAUACCGCUAGUCGACGUGGAAGAUCGGCCAAUCGGGUACAAGACUAUUUACACGAACUCCGACGGGGAAAUUUGCGAACGCACUGUACCAGAAACCAAUGCAAGUGGGCUGAUUUAUUUGCGAUGCUCAACAUCGGGUCCUUCAACCAAAACCAAAGAUCAUCAAAGCCAAUCGAAUGCCAUCCUAGUGCUAAAUGUGCCCGAUCUGCUAGCCCUAGGCAGCGUAAAACUUAAUGCGACGGCUGUGUGUCUUCCUCAUGGUUUGAAAACGCUACCUCAACAAUGCCUGCCCGGGUUGGAGCGGUUCCAACGGUUAACGCUCUGGUUCAAUUACGAUACUGCUGGUUGGGACACGGCUCGCAAUUACGCUAAAAAACUGGAUGAACGAAGGUGUCUGUUCGUGCGACCAACCGAUCAGCAUCCGACCCCGUAUAAAGCCAUGCAGGAAGGGAUCGUUGAGCCAAAGGCAAUCCUGGCAAAAGCGCUACCGAUCCUUCAUCAAUCCAUUACGACAUUUCGAUCUCUGCGACAAGACGUGCUGAGCGAUCUGCAGAAUAUCGACAAAGUGCAGGGCGUCAAGUGGAAACGUUAUCCAACGCUCAACAAGCUGCUGAAAGGCCAUCGCAAGGGAGAACUAACUGUGCUCACUGGACCGACGGGUUGCGGCAAAACCACGUUUAUGUCAGACUACUCGUUGGAUUUGGCCCAGCAAGGAGUGUCGACACUUUGGGGCUCUUUCGAGAUUCGGAACACACGCCUCGCAGUAACGCUUCUCCGGCAAAUGGUUGGUCGGCCACUUGACGAAAAUCUGGGGGAAUUCGAGCAGUGGGCUGACACGUUUGAGCGCCUUCCAAUCUACUUUAUGACCUUCCACGGUCAACAGCCGAUCAAGCUGGUGAUGGAAGCGAUUGAGCACGCACAGUACGUGCACGACAUACAGCAUGUCAUCAUCGACAAUCUCCAAUUUAUGAUGGGUGUCCUGGAUGAAGCGAAGCAUCUAGACCGAUACUGGAAGCAAGAUGCGAUAAUAGCUGCUUUUCGCACGUUUGCCACGAGGCGCAACUGUCACGUGACGCUGGUGAUACACCCGCGCAAGGAACGGGAUUCGGACGAGCUAACGACGAGUUCGAUUUUUGGUGGAGCGAAAGCUUCUCAAGAAGCGGACAACGUGUUGAUUAUUCAGGAUAAACGGUUAACGUCGGUGAGAGGCAAAAAGUAUCUGCAAGUAGCGAAGAAUCGAUACAGUGGCGACCUUGGCAUUAUGCCGCUCGACUUCGACAAGGCGAGUCUUAGUUACGCGCAGCGGAAAAAGAAACCGGAGGGUGGCAGCGACGACGGAGUACCGCCAAGUACGAACGAAGAACCCGUGAAUCAUCCAAUGCACAGAACAAUUGGAAGGAUUCUUUAAUUUUUCACCCUAAACACAGAU
This is a messenger RNA of Anopheles nili, 2103 nucleotides long. It is a transcript of the gene mtDNA-helicase, whose product is annotated as mitochondrial DNA helicase. The coding region runs from base 1 to 2082 and encodes 693 amino acids. Gene Ontology annotation, molecular function: 5'-3' DNA helicase activity; ATP binding; single-stranded DNA binding. The transcript has 3 exons. Gene Ontology annotation, biological process: mitochondrial DNA replication. The record is from RefSeq and is a predicted model, not a curated record. Gene Ontology annotation, cellular component: mitochondrion. Lineage: Eukaryota; Metazoa; Arthropoda; Insecta; Diptera; Culicidae.